This is a messenger RNA of Cryptotermes secundus, 3440 nucleotides long. RefSeq names its product autophagy-related protein 16-1 (gene Atg16). The transcript is spliced from 12 exons. The record is from RefSeq and is a predicted model, not a curated record. The coding region runs from base 203 to 1873 and encodes 556 amino acids. Gene Ontology annotation, cellular component: autophagosome membrane. Gene Ontology annotation, molecular function: protein binding. NCBI's taxonomy places the organism in Eukaryota, Metazoa, Arthropoda, Insecta, Blattodea, Kalotermitidae. Gene Ontology annotation, biological process: autophagosome assembly.
ACUUGUCUACCUGCUUCUUUCUCAGGUUUCUGAGAGUUCUGAUCAGACGAAAAGACUUCGGAGUCGUAAGGUUUGAGAAAGAUGGUUAUCUGCGGCAAGACCCAGUAGUAUGAUUUUGAUUCAUGGUUACUACUAACAUUUCGCAAAUAUUCUUUGCUUCGGACUCGUCUAUGCCCUUUGCAUUACGCAGGACAAAUUGAACAUGGCAGUCUCCAGUGGUGGAAGUGGUGAUUUAGACUGGAGAAAAACAAUAAUUUUGCGCCUACAAAACAGGAACAAAUCACAAUGCAGCUGUUUUCAGGACCUCAUAUCGUUUCACAAUAGGUUAUUUGAUAGCUUUAAUGCCUUACGAGGGGAAAAUCUUCAGUUGACGGUGCAAAAUGAGAAGGUGCGACAAGAGAACUUUGAACUCCAGAAUCGAAGUGGAUCUGGUGAUGGGAAACCCAAUGAGAAGAUUCAGGCACUGGAACAGAAAUUGCUUCAUCAACAGGAGGAGCUGACAGAAUUGCAUCGGCGUAAGGGAGAGAAUGCUCAACAGCUGAUCGAUUUAAACCAUAAAUUACAGGAAAAAGAAAAACAGUUGCGGGCUCAUGAAGUGAGCUUGGCAGACAGCGUGGCUGUAAAUAGUACAUUAAGAGCAGAAAUACAGAUGUACCAGAAUAACGCAAAAGAACUUGAAAAUAUGAAUCAGAUGUUGAAAGAUGAACAUCAAGCCUUACAUUUAGCAUUUGUGUCUUUAGAAGAGAAGCUGAGAAAAGCUCAGGAUGAAAACCGCAGUUUGGUGGAACGACUCAUACGAUAUAAAUCUAAAGAUGCUGAUAAGAUGAAUGAAGAAAACGAAAAUUUUGUACGGAAAAAGCAGGCAAAAUUACAGAAAGAACUGGAAGAAGCUGCAAAGGAUACUCGAGCUAUAUCACCUGAUAGAUUAAAAGAUGUUGGGGCUGGUGGUGCAUUUUUUGCAGCUUCUGUACCUUCUAGAGUUUUGGUUAAAUUUGAUGCUCAUGAUGGAGAUGUAAAUGCUGUGAAAUGGAGUCCUGUGGAUCGCAUUUUGGCCACUGGAGGGGCAGAUAGGAGAGUGAAACUUUGGGACUUAUCAAAAGGUGGACAGUAUGAAAGCAAAGGUAUGCUUGUUGGAAGUAAUGCUGGAGUUAUGUCGGUGGAUUUUGACUCGACAGGGACUCUCAUCCUUGGAGCAUCAAGUGAUUUUGCCAGCCGGGUAUGGACUUUGGCAGACCAGCGGUUAAGGCACACCCUCACUGGCCACUCCGGAAAGGUAAUGGCUGCUAAGUUCCUGGGAGAACCGUCCAAAGUCGUCUCCGGCAGCCACGACCGUACGCUUAAAAUUUGGGACCUGAGAAGUAAAGCAUGUAUCGAGACAAAAUUUGCUGGAUCUAGUUGUAACGAUCUGGUAACAACAGACAGCUCGGGUACAACCAUCAUCAGCGGUCACUUCGACAAGAGGAUUCGCUUUUGGGACACCCGUUCGGAUACUACCUCCCGGGACAUCCUGCUGCAGGGCAAGGUCACGUCGCUUGACCUAUCGCGGGAUGCCAACUUCCUACUAGGCUGUGUUAGAGACGAUACGAUUAAGGUUCUUGAUCUUCGGAUGAACCAGAUCAUUUGCUCCUUUAGUGCCGAGGGUUUCAAAGUAGGCUGUGACUGGUCACGUGCAGCCUUUAGCCCUGAUGGCCAGUACAUCUCUGUAGGUUCAGCAGAUGGUUCCGUGUAUAUAUGGAAUGUAAGCACUAACAAACUGGAGUCCGUGUUGAAGGAACACUUAUCUGCUGUGACGGCCGUAGCAUGGCAUCCCUACAGCUCGUUCCUGGCCGGUGUGGACAAAGCUAAGAAGGCCGUCGUCUGGGGAGAUGUCUGACCACGGCCACAGGAGCUGGAGUCGCUUGCGUGAGCGGCAGUCUGCAACUUCUCGUGCGACUGCUGUGAUCACAGUCUUCAGGGUUAUGUGAGGACGGUACUGCAAAAACCUGCACGCAUAGUGAGCGAUGGAAUAUUUAUACUGUACAGACCAUAAGAAUGUUCCAGGAUCUCCAGGCAUUAGCCACAUCCUCUGUAAUAAUAUUUCGGGAAGGCCGUCAGACAUUUCUUUCAAAUUUAUGUCUUAUUAAUACCCCAAAUCCUCCUCCAUUUCUAUUUACCAAUAAUGUGUCUAUGGUGCGUUUCUCAUAAAUUGAGUUAUCUCAUAUCUAAUUAUCUUCGAAAAUUAACAUAAAGAAUGUGAUGUAAUUAUUUACCGUUUUCUAUAACAAAUUUCCGAUUUAAUCUUUAUGCUACAAAAUAUUCCAGUUCAUAGAUUCAUGCAUAAUCACACUGAAAUACUUAAGUUAAUAUUUUGUUAGCUGAGUUUUAUUUUUGACGCGUAUACAUUCCUGUUCUUGAGGUCAGUCUUAAUGCAAUAAAGCUGUUAUGUCUACAUUACAGCAAAUAUAAAAAGACUGAUUUAUACAUGUGAAGUAAGAGAAAUGGCAAAUGUUCUUCAUCGAGAAAUCAUGUUAACUUUAUUUUGGUUUCAUUUCAGUGGAACUGAGUUGUAGAUGAGUGUUUAUGAAGGAACAACAGAAAUAUUCAUUUUCUAAUGACAUUCAAGCAUUUGUCUAUUGUUUGUAUAGACACUAAAUAAAGAUUAAUAUAUCAUCGGUCUCCGAGCCAGAAAAUAUAAGAUUUUAGUUCGUGAAUCCGUAUUCUUAGGAGCAAUUUAUAUCUUUCCACGGAAUAUUGCCAAACACAUACAGUGAUAUCAGUACAAAUAAUAUCGCGACAGAAACAUUAACUUUUUGUUCAGGUACUUCUAGAACUCUUGCAUUCUGAGGAGAUCAAAGAGGAAAUGUGAUUCUCCACGGGCUCCGCUUCCAAUCACAACUUUCAGUACCGAUAAAAUACAAAAUAUAGGUUUCAAGAAGCUCUUCUAAAUUAGCUAGUUUCGCGAAAAUGUCUAUAGUCUAUGACAGAGAGGCUAUUACAUCAUAUUGGCAGCUACAUCUACCGGCAGAUUUAGUGCUACCCGCAAGCGGUGAUAGUAGCAAUCCAUCGGUUAAUGUCACUCAGCAUCAUUGUGAUUUUGUCGUGUAGAGAGACAAUAGACAUUUCCCACGAACAUAAUUAUAUGUUUUCUGAAACGACAGUAUUUAACAUUUUGCACUUAUUGAAAUUUAAGAACAUAAUGAAGUGUAAUGAGUUCAGAAAAUUGCUUACAUUUAGACAGACGUAUGGUUUUCAUCCUAAAAUUAGUAAACAUAUACUUUUCAGCAUAAGGUUGUGUUUCUGGUGCCACCGUAUUCAUAAAAAUGCUUCAAUAUAAUUACGGGUUCACUGCUGUAAUUAGUGGUUGCUUCUACGUUGUUACUAAGAUACGUUCUCCUUCUCUUCACCCUCUCUGGGGCCCACCCAAGCUCCUAUCCAAUGGGUACCGGCUGCUCUUUACCCCU